Molecule: messenger RNA, 2201 nt
Organism: Taeniopygia guttata (zebra finch)
Lineage: Eukaryota; Metazoa; Chordata; Aves; Passeriformes; Estrildidae
Gene: QRFP
Product: pyroglutamylated RFamide peptide
Biological process (GO): neuropeptide signaling pathway; behavior
Molecular function (GO): orexigenic neuropeptide QRFP receptor binding; neuropeptide hormone activity
Source: RefSeq, marked provisional
GUGGCAGCACUGGGCAGCACCGAGGUGCAGAGAUGAGAGCACCCUACUCGCUGUCCUGCCUCUUCCUCCUGAGCCUGGGAGCCUGCAUCCCUCCCGGCGAGCGCUGGGAGCCGGCAGAGCCCGGGGAAGGGGCUGCGCUGGGGGGCGGCUGGCAAAGGGCGGCGGAGGGCCGGGGUCCCGGCUGGAGGGCAGGGGCACGGCGGAGGAGAAGCGAGGAGCUGGAUGAGCUGCUGAGCAUCACCCGGGGUCCCGGCUGGAGGGCAGGGGCACGGCGGAGGAGAAGCGAGGAGCUGGAAGCGCUGCUGAGCAUCGCCCGGGAGCUGCGGGGAUACAGCGCGGCCGGGGCCGGGCAGCGGCCGGGCGGGAGCGGCGGCCCCGGGGCGCUGCCCGUGGUUGGGGAGAAGCGCAGCGGCACCCUGGGGAACCUGGCGGAGGAGAUCAACGGCUACAACAGGAGAAAAGGGGGAUUCACCUUCCGCUUCGGGAGAUGAGAGCUUGGGCUCGACUCCCCACCUCCCGCGGGUCACCCUGUCCCGUCCUUCCCCUCCGUCUCGCCUGGGUUUGAUCGGACAAAAGGGUAUUUUGGGGGGGCUCUGCUGCUGGGGGUGCCUUGGGGAGGGGGGAUGCUGCGUUUGCUCCACUCCCAGCUCUUGUCUGGAUCUCCCAUCCCUGCUCCCGACCGAUGCAAUGGAAGAAGAGGAGGAGGGUGCUUUAAGGAGAAAUCACCAAAUCCCUUCCCUAGUCGCACACAGCUUUUGCUGGGGCACAAGGCAGGGCCUGGUGUGGGUCUCCGGUGCUGCCAGAGAGCAGGGGUGGCACAGCAGGGCCUGGCAGCAAGGCUGGAGGGUACAGCAGGACACUUGUGGUGCUGAUAGUCCCCAGAGAGUGCCUGCAGUCCAGGGCCAGCCGUCAGGGAGGAGAGGGUCCCUCAGAGAUCUCCACAGAGUUGCUGCUCUCCUGCCUAUUAAGGAAAAGUCCCUCCGGCAGCAAAUUCUGCUUAGUGUCAAGAUGCCUCUUACACGAGGCAGCUCCUGCCUGCAAAACCAGGGCAGAGCAGCAGGGUUCAAGAAAAUCUUGUCCUUAGCAACCCCUGGGGUGAGCACAGAAGCCUGCCCUGGCACCACCAGCCCUGCCACAGCCCCAUACUCCUCACCAGGGCGAGAUAGUGAUGCCUGACCUUCAAUGUCCUUGUCACCACCCCAGCUCCUGCUGACAGCCUGGCCCUUCCCAGUGCCUUCCUGGCCUCCUCACCAUCUAAUCCCAGCUGUAGCUCCUGUGGAACUUGGGUGCAGAAGGACUGAAACAAGAACUUCUGCACCCACCAGGACCACUGAGAGGUGCUCAGUGUCACUGGUGCUCCAGGCUUUGGAGCCAUCAGCCCCAAAAGCCAGCACAGAAAGAGCCCCACUGCCCAGCCACUGCCCUCCCCUCUUUUGGGCAGAUUUAGCUCUGCCAAUCCCAGUGUUUUCUCUGUGCCUGCCAGAGGUACCAGCAAUCAGAGCUCUAACUACCUGCUGCAGGCACUAACGGCAACUUACACACUGAGCCACUGCUGAUAUUUCAUUGUAGGCACAAAAAUGAGCCUGGAGAUGAUUUGCAAGUGCUGAAUUGCGCCCUCAAAAAUCAGAGACCGUGGCAGAACUUGGUUGGGGGAGUAAAAAGAUUUUAAAGAAACCUAAAUCAGGCUGCAAGAGGUGCAUUGUAAUAUCCAUCAAGCAGACAGACCACUUAAUGCAGUGCUGCGUGAGCCGUUCUGGCAGCAGGAGCAGUGACUGGCUGAAUGGAGGAGCUGGAACCCAGGGGAAAACAGUGGUGGGGCAGCAGGUGCAGGGAGCAAUGGAGGCACAGGACCAUCAUCAGGUCUGCAGGGACACGGAGAGCACCAGGGUUUGGCCCUGGGGAGAGGACAGCGAUGGUGCCAAGGUGAGGAGCAGCAUUUCCUUCCCUGCAGCCCUGAGCAUCUCACACUGAGCACAGCAGGACGGCUGAGCCCGCACAGACCCGCACCCCAGGCACCCCCAAACCCUUCUCCAUCCCUCCCCAGCCCUGCCCCACCAAAGGCCCCCCUGUUUGGAGCGGGACGCAGGCGCCGCGCUGGCAUCACACAGCGCAGACGGAGCUUUAUCGAUGUUUCCAUGGCAACGACAUCCCCCUACCCCCUUCUUCGGAGUGUUCAAACCAUCAAUAAACACGCACUGAUC